AUGAAGAUAGAUGAUAAUAAUAAAACGGAAUGCUCUUCUGGUAGUUUAGAAAAGAAUAAGUUUUUCAAUACCUCAUUUAAAUAUGUAUUAUCUGCAUGUAUAGCAUCUUUUAUAUUUGGGUAUCAAGUUAGUGUUUUAAAUACUAUAAAAAAUUUUAUAGUUGUUGAAUUUGAAUGGUGUAAUGGUGUUGAUAGAUUAAAUUGUGAUACAAAUACAAUACAAAGUUCCUUUUUAUUAGCAUCAGUUUUUGUUGGUGCAGUUAUUGGUAGUGGUUUUUCAAGUUACUUGGUACAGUAUGGAAGAAGAUUUUCCUUACUAGUAAUUUAUAAUUUUUUUGUUAUUGUUAGUAUUUUGACGUCAAUAACUCAUCAUUUUCACACAAUUUUAUUUGCUCGUCUAUUAAGUGGUUUUGGUGUUGGUUUAAUUACUGUUAGUGUACCUAUGUAUAUAUCAGAAAUGACACAUAAAGAUAAAAAGGGAGCAUAUGGUGUUUUACAUCAAUUAUGUAUUACUUUUGGAAUUUUUAUCGCUGUAUUAUUGGGAUUAGCUAUGGGUAGUGGUCCUGAUGCAAAGUCAAAGGAUCCGUUAUCUAACUUUGAAAAAAUAUGGUGGAGAUUAAUGUUUUUAAUUCCAUCUUUUAUAUCUCUUUUAGGUAUUUUCUUAUUAGUAUUUUUUUUUAAAGAAGAAACACCAUAUUAUUUAUUUGAACAUGGGAAAAUAGAAGAAUCGAAGAAAAUUUUGAAAAAAAUAUAUGGAACUGAUGAUGUUGAUGAACCUCUAAAAGCUAUUCAAGAAGCUAUUGAACAAAAUGAAGCAGCAAAAAGAAAUUCUUUAUCAUUAUUAGCUGCAUUAAAAAUCCCCUCUUAUAGAUAUGUUAUAUUAUUGGGUUGUAUUUUAUCAGGAUUUCAACAAUUAACAGGUAUAAACGUUUUGGUUUCUAACUCAAAUGAAUUAUACAAGGAAUUUUUGGAUAAAAAUUUAAUAACUAUUUUAAGUGUGAUUAUGACCGUAAUUAACUUUUUAAUGACAUUCCCAGCUAUUUAUAUUGUUGAAAAAAUAGGAAGAAAAACUUUAUUACUAUGGGGAUGCGCUGGUAUUAUUGUUGCAUAUCUACCAACAGCUAUUGCUAAUGAAAUUAAUAGAAAAUCACAUUUCGUAAAAAUGCUUUCAAUAGUUGCAACUUUUGUUAUGAUUAUUUCAUUUGCUGUGUCCUAUGGUCCAGUUUUGUGGCUUUAUUUACAUGAAAUGUUUCCAUCCGAAAUAAAAGAUAGUGCAGCAAGUUUGGCUUCUUUAGUAAAUUGGUUAUGUGCAAUUAUUGUUGUAUUUCCAUCAGAUGUUAUCAUAAAAAAAUCUCCAUCUGUUCUUUUUAUUAUUUUUGCAAUUAUGUCUAUUAUUUCUUUCUUGUUUGUUUUAUUUUUUGUUAAAGAAACCAAAGGAAAUGAAAUAGGAACAAGUCCAUAUAUUUCAAUGGAGGAAAGACAAAAGCAUAUGAUAAAUAAGGAGGCAGUUUAA
This is a messenger RNA of Plasmodium relictum, 1512 nucleotides long. It is a transcript of the gene HT, whose product is annotated as hexose transporter, putative. Bases 1 to 1512 code for a protein of 503 amino acids. The transcript has a single exon. The record is from RefSeq and is a predicted model, not a curated record. Gene Ontology annotation, biological process: monosaccharide transmembrane transport. Gene Ontology annotation, molecular function: hexose transmembrane transporter activity. NCBI's taxonomy places the organism in Eukaryota, Apicomplexa, Aconoidasida, Haemosporida, Plasmodiidae. Gene Ontology annotation, cellular component: membrane.